AUGGCUUUGCAACCACGCGCGCCUCCGAUUCGUGUCAUUUUGGGAGCAAUGCGCUCAAACGAGAUUAUAGACAAAACCUUCCAGGAUAAGAUGGUGCACAUACUGCGGAUCACGUUAAACCCAGGUCAUGUCUACCUUUACUAUGACGAUCAACAAUACGCAUUCGAUCUAGAUCUAUCACGCGGUACCACUCUUUUUUUCACGAUUUUCGCGGUGGUGGGAACGCGUGGCAGCACUCCACGUGAAGACGCGGCGGCAGUACCGGAGGAAGAGCGCGGGACAAACCACUUCCGUAUUAUCUGGCCGGAGUUCAAGAAAAUGGGAUGGACGUCCAAUACGCCCGCCUACUCGCGGAAUCGAGACGCGACGGAAGUACAUUCUGCUGGUGGUAAUACCAGUGACACUGUUGGCAUCGACUUCGUCCAUGGGGAGCAAGCUGUGGUGGACAACGCUAUGACAACAGCCAGCUAUAGACAGGGUCCUCGCCUCAGCAGCAGUCGAAGCCGCAAAAGCGGCUACUGCACAACUUCCACCGACUGCCGAGCUUUGUUUGUCUGUGCACAAGCCACCUGCGAAGAAGAGGUCGUCGUCCAAGUCCCCUGCGAGAAAGCCGUUGACCAAGUCAUUAUCGAGGAAGUCGUCGUCCAAGUCACGAGCGAAUGCCUGCAUCUCAGUCAGCAGUACAUGAAAGCCCGCGUGGUACUGGUGCUUGGCAAGUGCAUCUCCUGCAAGCACCUCCCAAAUUCGACCACCCCCAAGACUUGCGUCACCAAAGGCUGGCGUCACCAACAGAACCCGAUAGAAGCCAAGCUUUGUCUUCUCAUACAACUGGAGAAGCACCAGUGA
Phytophthora infestans T30-4 is the source of this 846-nucleotide messenger RNA. RefSeq lists its product as uncharacterized. The transcript has 7 exons. The coding region runs from base 1 to 846 and encodes 281 amino acids. The record is from RefSeq and is a predicted model, not a curated record. Lineage: Eukaryota; Oomycota; Peronosporomycetes; Peronosporales; Peronosporaceae.